Notolabrus celidotus (New Zealand spotty) is the source of this 2426-nucleotide messenger RNA. It is a transcript of the gene brd9, whose product is annotated as bromodomain containing 9. The transcript is spliced from 17 exons. Gene Ontology annotation, cellular component: nucleus. The record is from RefSeq and is a predicted model, not a curated record. Lineage: Eukaryota; Metazoa; Chordata; Actinopteri; Labriformes; Labridae. Gene Ontology annotation, biological process: regulation of transcription by RNA polymerase II. The coding region runs from base 127 to 2223 and encodes 698 amino acids.
AGUUUUCACUUCCGGCUGCCGCUGCUAGCUUCUUUGCUGCAAAGAUUUGUUCCAUCCUGAGAACCGAGGCUAUCAUUGAAGAGAUCAUUUGUAAUCCAACUAUAAAUUGAGGAUUAAAUACGGAAAAUGGGGAAGAAACACAAGAAGCAUAAACCGGAAUGGAGAACAGUCGAUGACUUUGAGGACAAAGCUCUUGAGAAGCCCCUGAAACUUGUGCUCAAAGUUGGGGGUAGUGAGGUGACAGAGCUCUCUGGUUCAGGCCAUGACUCCAGCUAUUAUGAUGACCGAUCAGACCACGAGCGAGAGCGCCACAAAGAGAAAAAGAAGAAGAAAAAGAAAAAAUCGGAAAAGGACAAAGACAAAUAUGUGGAUGAUGAUGAGAGAAGGCGGCGGAAGGAAGAGAAAAGGAAGAAGAGAGAGCGAGAGCAGAAUGAAUCUGAGGCAGCAGCUGCGACAGCAGGCGGUGCUGGUGUCCCCGUUGAACCUUUCACAUUGUCUAAAAGUUUAAGCAUUGGAUUGGAGCCAGAGGAGAAGAAGAAGAAGAAGGAGAAAGAGAGGGAGAAAGAGAGAGAGAGGGAGAAAGAGAGGGAGAAAGAGAGGGAGAAAGAGAGAGAGAAAGAGAGAGAGAAGGAGAGGUUCGAGAUGGAGCCAGAACUGGAUGACUUUCACCCACAUGUGAAGAUGGAGUUGGAUCCACUGGGAGACAGACCAGUUAGAUCAUGCAGAACACAACACGAGAAUGAGUCCACACCUCGCCAACAGCUGCUGGAGCACUUCUUACGUCAGUUGCAGAGGAAAGACCCCCAUGGAUUCUUUGCAUUCCCAGUAACAGAUGCGAUUGCUCCUGGCUACUCAAUGAUCAUCAAGCACCCCAUGGACUUCAGCACCAUGAAAGACAAGAUUCAGAACAAUGAUUACAAUACAGUUACUGAAUUCAAGGCGGACUUUAAACUGAUGUGUGACAAUGCUAUGGUGUACAAUCGACCGGAGACUGUUUAUUACAAAGCUGCCAAGAAACUGCUGCAUACAGGCUUCAAGAUGAUGAGCAAGGAGCGUCUGUUGGCCCUGAAGCGCAGCAUGUCUUUCAUGCAGGAAAUGGACUACAGCCAGCAGGUAGCCAUUUUGGGGGAUGAAGACCUAACAACCGAUAUACCUCCUCCAGAGAUUAUCCCAAUCCCGGUGGAAUCAGCCAAAAAGUCCAAGAAGCAACCAGUCAAAGACAUGAAGGAAGUCAUCAGUUAUCUGUUUGAACCGGAGGGAAAUGCUUGCAGCUUGACUGACAGUACAGCAGAGGAGCACGUCCUGGCUCUCGUUGAGCAUUCUGCAGAUGAAGCUCGAGAUCGGAUCAACAGAUACAUGCCCAGCUCCAAGAUGGGCUAUUUGCGAAAAGAGUCCGAUAGUUCUCUUCUAUACACUGUUGUUAACCAGAUGGACCCUGACGCAGAAGAAGAAGAGACUCAUAAAGUGGACCUCAGUUCUUUGUCGAAUAAGCUCCUGCCUGGACUGACAACUUUAGGUUUCAAAGAUGACAGGAGACACAAAGUUACGUUCCUCAGCAGUGCCUAUAAUGUUCAGAGCCUUCAGAAGAACUCAGUCUUUCCGGACCUGCUGCCCGAUGAGGUGGACAUGCUCUAUUCAGCCUAUGGGGACGACACAGGAGUCCAAUGUGCUCUCAGCAUCCAGGAGUUUGUCAAAGGCUGUGGAAGUGCCACCAAGCAUUGGGUCGACAGGCUUCUGGACAAGAUGACUGCAGAUGAUCACACCAAAGCUGCCAAUCAAAUCCGACAGAAAAGAAACAUUAUGCUGAAACCUGACCAAACCAAAUCGAGCAUCUGUGACAUGCAGAUGGCUGACGGUGCUGGUCUUGGAGAGAGUGGCUCAGUCCUGGACUUUAUGUCCAUGAAGAACUACCCUGACAUGUCUCUGGAUAUAUCCAUGCUAAACUCAUUAGGUAAAUCAGUGAAAAAAGAGCCGGGGAAUGAGGAAGGCCAACAGCACUUUGAAGACGCAGACAAACUCCUCCAGGAGUUCCAGGAGGCCCAGGUGGACAGAGUGGGCUCCAGACCAUCAUCCAACCUGUCCUCACUCUCUAAUGCAUCAGAGAGAGACCAGCACCACUUAGGGAGUCCAUCCCACCUGGGCGUUGGGGAUCAGUCUGAAAUGGUUCACGACCCCUACGAGUUCCUGCAAUCUCCGGAGUCAGAGAGCGCAACCAACAGCUGACCACACACAUGGCCAUUUUGUGACCCUGGUGAUUACGAUGCUGGGUUCUCAGCCUUGGACUGUUGAAACACUGUUGAGACCGCGGGACCUUCUGAUCAGUUUUAAUGACUUCAAAUGAUUGUACAGAAUGUUUGUAGUGUAACUGUGUGUGUUUGUGGAAGAGCAACACUUUUAAAAUAAAUGCAUUCACCUGUAUUUCUAAA